AUGGCUGCAGAGACACCUAAGGGAAUCUCGUCGAGACUAUUGACGAUGAAGUUUAUGCAGCGUGCAGUUGCAUCUGCUUCGUCUAAUGGCUCUCCGAAUUCUGGUCUUCCUUCAUCCAAGAAGCGAAAACUAGAUCAUUCUCCCGCACCUGGCCGCAUUGAUCCCAACAUUGACCAAGCUCUAAUACAAGCAGCUCUGGACGAUCAAGAAGCCACACGUCAAGCAGCGCUGGCAAGACAUUCUUCCGCUGACACUCGUUGGGUCUUGAAAUCUAAAAUUGAUGAGCCCCAAGGCGAGAAGCUGUCACAUUCUCUGAACAUUGUCUACGUGGGAUAUGGCGACAUCGACGCGUCCAACGAUUCUCAUGAAACCGAGGACAAUCCUGCUGAGGGCAGAACAUAUCAGAAACGUCCAAAGACAGAACAGUCAGCCCAUGGCGAUAAUUCUGACGAGUCUGGCGACAAGUCAGACGGGACUUCGGAUGACGAAAGCGACUCUACCGGUCGAAAUCGUAUAACUCGAUCAUCAGACGGAAACAGGAACAUGAAAUCACCCCGAUCUCGGUCCCAGUCGCGGUCACGACAUAGCCACGAAGCGUCCAAGGCCAAAGAAUUUCGCGAUAAGAGAAAACGGAAGGAAGUGCGCUUAAACAGGUUGACCGCCAUCUCUUCUGCUGGCGACGGACAAUUUAGUUCUCAUGCAUCCCCAAACACAAAGGCAAUGAAGUGCUAUAAUUGCCAACGACUUGGCCACAGAGCUUCAGAAUGCUCCAAGCGAAACGCCCCGGGCUAA
Metarhizium album ARSEF 1941 is the source of this 792-nucleotide messenger RNA. Its product is annotated as Zinc finger, CCHC-type. NCBI's taxonomy places the organism in Eukaryota, Fungi, Ascomycota, Sordariomycetes, Hypocreales, Clavicipitaceae. Gene Ontology annotation, molecular function: nucleic acid binding; zinc ion binding. The transcript has 2 exons. The record is from RefSeq and is a predicted model, not a curated record. The coding region runs from base 1 to 792 and encodes 263 amino acids.